CAUAAAAAACUGGAAAACGAGUUGCCAACAUCUUAAAUUUUUUCCACUAUCAACAAAAACGAUCUCACGUUUCCAUCGAUAGUAAUUAUUACUGGAAUUGUUCACGGUUUGGUAACUUUAACGUCUCUCCAUUUAUAUACGAUUUACUUAGCGAAACCAAUCAUUGAUAACAACGUUUUAGAGUUUGUAAAGACGUUAGAACACAAGCGUACUAUGUAAAUUAUAAAUAAUAAAACAAAAUCGGAUGAAUUGGAGAAAAAUGUAAUGGUGUUUGGGUACCAAGAGUUCAUUGUGUUAGAAGAGAUAAUGGAGAUCAAAUAUCGAAACGAGAUGGAUUGUGUAUUGAGACUUAAUUAUUGAAUAUCGUCGACCGUACUGAAGACCACUUCAUAUAUUCUAUAACAGUACUGAUUUUAUUUAAAGUUCAAGAAAUGAUUGUACAAAAAAUAUUUUUAAUGAUCACAUUAUAUCUCAUAUCAGUAGAUACCGUGGGAGAGAAAGCAUUCGAAGCUUGCAAGACCUACGGCCAAUCGAUGCUGGAGUGCCACAACGUCCUCUACCCAUCAGCCAGAGUCAGGGUCCCUAUAGACUUCCUCCUGUACCCACACAUGGUCCUCAUCGGCUUCAGAAGAGACAGCCACGAGGAUCCCUCUUGGAAAUGCGGUGGAACAUUAAUUAGCGAGAAAUGGGUGUUAACCGCUGGCCAUUGCAUGGAAGAUCCUAUGAAGGGAUCAGCAAGCAUCAUGAGAGUUGGUACAGCUACGUUCGAAUUUGACGAAAUUGACGAACUGGCACAAGAGAGGGAUGUAGUUGAGAUAGUUUCGCAUCCAUUGUACAAACCACCUUCAAAAUACCAUGAUAUCGCUUUAAUGAGAGCAGGACCACCUUUCUUACUGACUAGAGACAUCAGGAUUGCGUGCCUGCAGCUUGACGAUAACAUACACAAUGUCAAACUAACUGCUAUAGGUUUUGGAGUAACUGUCUCAGGAUCUUUAUCAGGAAGCCAAACGCUAAUGAAAGUCGAUGUAGAUAUAAUAGACAGUGCUGUUUGCAAUAAAAGCAUGAAGUUUCUUAUCAAGAGGAAGAUAUUGGAUAAGGGUAUCACGGAGGAUCAGCUUUGUGCUGGUGAUUACGAGCAUGGGGGUAAAGACACGUGCCAGGGCGACUCUGGUGGUCCCCUGCAAGUCAUGGAGGAGAAGGUGGAUUGUUUGAGGAGUUUUCCCCUGCAUAGAGUGGUAGGAGUGACGUCGUUCGGCCGGGACUGUGGGAGGCGAAUGGCCCCUGGUGUUUAUACCAGGGUUUCUAAGUACGUGUCCUGGAUUGAGAGUGUUGUGUGGCCUUGACUUAUAAAGUUUGAUACAAAAAGCGAUAUUGUAAAUAUUUUGUGAGUAAAUUGUAAUAAUUACGGUAGGAUAUUGUUAAACCUGUUGUAAUAGAAGACGAUACUCGUGUAUUAAAUAUCAUAUUAAGGUUUUAAUGUGUAUACAAUUA
Manduca sexta (tobacco hornworm) is the source of this 1491-nucleotide messenger RNA. RefSeq names its product serine protease snake. Gene Ontology annotation, biological process: proteolysis. The record is from RefSeq and is a predicted model, not a curated record. Bases 432 to 1343 code for a protein of 303 amino acids. The transcript has a single exon. Gene Ontology annotation, molecular function: serine-type endopeptidase activity. Lineage: Eukaryota; Metazoa; Arthropoda; Insecta; Lepidoptera; Sphingidae.